GACAAUAUUUGCGCCAGAACGGAUUUGAACCCUUCCUGAUUUCAAGGUGGAGAUAGCCUUCAUCUCUAGCAGCCUUCGAGACCCUUUAUAACUGGGCUCCCGGUACCUUGGUGAUCAUGUCGGCUCAUUGCUUCAUCCUUCCUGCACUCGUUCAUUUUCCUGCCUUGUCACUCUUUUCUCCGCGACCGGUUCGCUUCAACCCUUACGUUCUUUAACAAAGUCCUUCAUAUAUACCAAUCACCAUGCGCUACUCCUCCGUCGCUGUCCCUUUGGCCCUCGCUGCCCGCGCCGCUGCCGUCGAGAGUGAUGUCUGGGCCUUCGGAAACGGCUUCUACACCGGUCCUCCCACCAACGCGCACAUCACCAGAGCCACCUGGUCCUUGGUGCCCCCGGAUGUUCCCUCGAACUACACCGUGAACAACACUGACGAUGAGGUCUGGGUCUCCCUGUGGAUUGGUCUCUCCUCCACCGCUGGUGACUAUGACGCCGAUCUCUACCAGCCCCUGCUGAACUGGUCCCCCGACAACGAGUCCCAGGGCUGCCCCGCCCCGGAUGACGAAUGGUGUGUUGCUGCUAGCACGUACACUCCUGAUGGUCAGAAUGGCCAGGCCUACGUGACUGUCCCCGCGGACACCCAGGUCGACUUUGAGGUCUACGUCGAAAACGACAAGGUCUACCAGGUCGUCACCAUGAACGGCAAGACCGUGUCCAAGGAGAGUGACGCCCUCGACAACCCCCUCCUCUACCUCUACUCCGGAGACGAGUGCUACACCGGCUCCGGUGACUGCGGUACCCUCCAGUCCUACAGCUGGAACAACCUCACCAUCCACCUCAGCGCCGCCGACGAGAACUUCGGUGACACCCUGUCCCUGUACAGUGGUUCCUCCUCCAACGGCCUCACCACCUCCGACAAGGGCAAGACCUGGCACACCGAUGCUAUCAAGAUCUCCAAGGACACUUUCGCCACUGUUUCCGACUACUAG
This is a messenger RNA of Aspergillus costaricaensis CBS 115574, 983 nucleotides long. RefSeq lists its product as uncharacterized. The record is from RefSeq and is a predicted model, not a curated record. NCBI's taxonomy places the organism in Eukaryota, Fungi, Ascomycota, Eurotiomycetes, Eurotiales, Aspergillaceae. Bases 243 to 983 code for a protein of 246 amino acids. The transcript has 6 exons.